AUGGAACUUCCAGUAAUAGAAGCUGAAACCUUUCAUGAGGACUUCACAGAAACCACAGGCCAUCCCGCCCAGCCCGGCUCGGCGCCCGCCUGCCCGACCUCUCGGCCCCGCGGGCAGGGGCUCGGGCCCGGGAGAAAGUUGCCAAGAAAGUUUCUGCGGAGGAGAAGGGUCCGGGGCUGCGGGACGCCCCCGAGGCGCGGCGGCGGGGCGAGGCCGGGGGCGGGCGGCCGGGGCCUAGUGCCUCCAUCGCCGCCGCCAUCGCGGCCGCCGCUCCCGCGGGGCGGCGGAGCGGGGACGCGGCCGGGGCCUCACCUGCCUCUCCUCGGCGUGGCGGGUGGGAGAAGGAGGGGGGGAGGGAGGGAAGGAAGCGGGGUCCCCCCCGCUCCUCCCGGAGCCGCGGCGACCCGGGGAGGGAAGCGGGGAGGAGGGGAAGGGAGGAGGGACGAGGAGCGGGAGGAGGGAGCGGAGCGCUCCGGUGCGUGCGGGGAGCCGGAGCCUCGCUGCGGGAGGAGGAGGAGGCGGCGGUGGAGGAGGAGGAGGAGACUCUCCGCCCCUACGGCCGUGCUCUCCGGCGGGCACCGCGGCCCCUCCUCCGCACAGAGCUUCCCCCCAUGCGGCCCGGGCUGGGCUUGCCGCGCCUGCCGGCCGGGGCAGCGCUUCCACGCCCGAACUGGAGGCCGUGGGGAGGAGCCGGGCGGCCCCCGCGGAGCCGGGCUGGCGGCGGCGGUGCCUCCUCCGCGCCGCUGCGCACCGAGACAACAUGAUGGAGGCGUGCGGGGGCGGCAGCCGGGGCUCUCCCUGCCCCGCCGCUCGGCCGAGGGCGGCCGCCCGUUCCCGGCCUUGUCUCCCCGGGCUGGAGGCGAGGCUGGGUCGCGGGGACCCUCAGCGGGGUACAUCCCGGGGGAGCUGCUCCUCCCGCCAUGCCGGGCGGGUCAGCUCGGGGAGCCUCUCUCGGCAGAGGAGCUGAAACAGAGAGAUUUCGGCAGCGGAGCCUUUUGACGCGACUCCUGAUUUGCCCUGAUGUUUUGUCACUGUGCUUCUUGGGCAUCUGGCUUUCAGGAGAGAAAAGGAGCAGAAUAGAACUGAACCUGAGGCCCCUUCACGAGUGCUGAGGCAGGAGAUGGUACAUCAUGGCUGCCCAGAACCUUUUUGUUCAUGCUCUUCAAAAGGAAAAAACCCACCGCUAUAAAGG
Messenger RNA from Empidonax traillii (willow flycatcher), 1192 nucleotides. RefSeq names its product translation initiation factor IF-2-like. The transcript is spliced from 3 exons. Lineage: Eukaryota; Metazoa; Chordata; Aves; Passeriformes; Tyrannidae. The record is from RefSeq and is a predicted model, not a curated record. Bases 1 to 999 code for a protein of 332 amino acids.